AUGCCAAUAGAGAACGCACCCGAACACUGCCCUGGGCCAGAAACAGAAGAGGCAGGAAAGGCAGCCGUGUGCGCAGGCUGUCCGAAUCAAUCUAUAUGCGCUACUGCACCAAAGGGCCCUGAUCCAGCGCCUUUAAUCUACGGCCAUCCCGCUGAUAAACGAGCGAAUCAUUCGCUUUUGCUGAGGAUGAAUACCCAGGUCGGUGUAAUGGAUGAUAUAGACGUUUGUGGGCCAUCAAUACCGAAAAUAAUGGGCCUCGAGGGCGAACAGAUUCAUCAGUCGCUGUCUGGAUGGUCUCCUGUGUAUGUUUCGGAUAAUCUGGGUGUCAUGUCAAUUGGGUUCAUGUUGCCUGAUUCCGACGAUGCUGUUAUUUGGCGUGGGCCCAAGAAAAAUGGCUUAAUAAAGCAGUUUGUCAAAGACGUCGAUUGGGGGGACCUUGAUCACCUCUUGAUCGACACGCCACCAGGUACUUCCGAUGAACAUCUCUCUAUUAUACAAUAUCUGAAAGAAACUGGCAUUUCUGGUGCUGUAAUUGUCACAACACCUCAAGAAGUCGCAUUGCAAGAUGUGAGAAAGGAGAUCGAUUUUUGUCGUAAAGUAAAAGUACCGAUAAUCGGGGUAGUUGAAAACAUGGCUGGAUUCGUGUGUCCAAAGUGUGGGGGCAAAUCAGUGAUAUUCGCUGCCACUACGGGAGGUGCUCGGAAAAUGGCGGAAGAUCUAGGAAUACCGUUCCUUGGAUCCAUACCUUUAGAUCCUCGAAUUGGUAAAUCAUGUGAUAUGGGCAUUUCAUUCCUCGAUGAGUAUCCAGAGUCUAAAGCGUAUUUGUCUAUUAUCAAAGGGAUCAAAAUGCAGCUUAAUUUGAAAGAUGAGCAAUAA
This is a messenger RNA of Paraglomus occultum, 876 nucleotides long. Lineage: Eukaryota; Fungi; Glomeromycota; Glomeromycetes; Paraglomerales; Paraglomeraceae. The record is from the annotation of a GenBank genome assembly.